Mobula hypostoma (lesser devil ray) is the source of this 4827-nucleotide messenger RNA. It is a transcript of the gene sugct, whose product is annotated as succinyl-CoA:glutarate-CoA transferase. Bases 162 to 1442 code for a protein of 426 amino acids. The transcript has 14 exons. Gene Ontology annotation, molecular function: catalytic activity. Lineage: Eukaryota; Metazoa; Chordata; Chondrichthyes; Myliobatiformes; Myliobatidae. The record is from RefSeq and is a predicted model, not a curated record.
CCGCGCGCACGCCGUCAUCCCCCGCGGUCACCCCUCACCCUGCCUCCGCCAGCGAGCUCCCCACACUCACCCGCCACCGGGUCGGUCCUGUUUCCGCGGUGCACCUUUCCGGUUUGUGGUGAGAUCGCCACCGGCGGACGGCGGCCAUUUCCGGCGAGGAGAUGCUGCGGAGGCGGGCGGCGGCGGGAGCAGGAGCGGGCUGGCGUUGGGUCUGGCGGCGGCUGAGCGCAGGAAAUGUGAAACCGUUAGAAGGAAUUAAAGUCCUAGACCUCACAAGGGUGUUAGCAGGACCAUUUGCUACAAUGAUCUUGGGAGACUUGGGUGCAGAAAUUAUCAAAGUAGAAAGACCAGGUGCUGGCGAUGAAACUAGAGCCUGGGGACCACCAUUUGUGGGAACAGAGAGUAUCUACUUCCUUAGUGUAAAUCGAAAUAAGAAGAGUAUAGCAGUAAAUCUGAAGAAUCCUGAUGGGGUCCGUAUAAUAAAAGACUUGGCAUCUGUUUGCGAUGUAUUGAUUGAAAAUUAUGUUCCUGGGAAACUGGCAGAAAUGGGCCUUGGAUACAAAGACAUAGAAGUGAUUGCCCCACACAUUGUAUACUGUUCAAUUACAGGUUAUGGACAAACUGGCCCAAUGUCCCAGCGUGCCGGUUAUGAUUCAGUAGCCUGUGCUGUGUCUGGCCUUAUGCACAUUACUGGUCCAGAGGAUGGUGACCCGGUUAGACCUGGAGUGGCCAUGACAGACCUAGCUACAGGUUUAUACAGUCAUGGAGCCAUAAUGGCAGGGCUGCUACAGCGACAGAAGACUGGAAGAGGUCUAUAUAUUGACUGCAAUUUGCUUUCAUCCCAGGUUGCGUGCCUAACCCAUGUGGCUGCAAAUUAUCUCAGUGGUGGUAAAGAAGCAAAGCGAUGGGGUACAGCACAUGAAAGCAUUGUUCCUUACCAGGCAUUUAAGACAAAGGACGGAUACCUGGUGGUUGGAACUGGAAAUGAUCAGCAGUUUGCAAUUGUUUGUAAGAUCUUAUCAUUACCUGCUUUAAGUGAAGAACCCAGGUACAAGACAAACAAGCUCCGAGUUCAGAACAGAGGAGAUCUAAUUGAUGUUCUGAGUGCAAGAUUCUCAGAGAAGACAACACAAGAGUGGUUGCAACUGUUUGAAGGUAGUGGGAUACCAUAUGGUCCAAUAAACAGCAUUCAGGAAGCGUUAUCCGAACCUCAGGUUAUACACAAUGACCUCAUUUUAGAAAUGUACCAUCCAACGGCAGGGAACAUAACUGUUCCAGGUCCUGCUGUCAGGUUCAGUGACUUCAAGAUAUCCAGUCCGAAGCCGCCACCUUUGACUGGACAGCACACCAUCGAAGUACUAAAGACUAUGCUGGGUUACAGUGAUAACUUUAUCAAGGAAUUACUUGCGGCCGAGACAGUCACUCAGCAUGAACUAAACUGAAGGCUAAUCUAUACGAGAAAACUGGUUUUGAGCUUUCUGAGAUCAACCUCUUUCACACUUUAGAUCUUUUACAAUUGCAUACAAUAAAUGAAGCAAGGUAAAUUGAGCUCCAGAUUGUUGUAAGGCUGUUCAGCCGUGUUUUCUGUAAUGUAAUUAGCCGCAGAGUGAUCAAUGAAGAUAUAUAAUAUGUUCCUGGUGUGGACCUUCAAAGCUGGUGCCCUAAAGGCCAUAUAACAUUGGAGCAAAAUUAGGUCUUUUCAGCCCAUCGAGUCUGCUCUGUCAUUCCAUCACAGCUCAAUCCCAUUCUCCUGCCUUCUCCCUGUAACCUUUGACGGCCUGACUAAUCAAGAACAUAUCAACCUCCAUUUUAAAUAUACUCAAUGACUUGGCCUCCACAGCUGUCUGUGGCAAUGAAUUCCACAGGUUCCCCACCCUCUGGCUAAAGAAAUUCCACCUCAUCUCUGUCCUAAGGGGAUGCCUUUCUAUUCUGAGUCUGUCCCUGUGGUAAUAGAUUCACCCACUAUAGGAAACGUCCUCUCCACAUCCACCCUGGAAACAUCCUCUCCAUGUCCACUCUAUCUUGGCCUUUCAAUAUUCCAUAGGUUUCAAUGAAAUUCCCUCAUUCUUCUAAACUCCAACAAGUACAAGCCCAGAAUGAUCAAAUGCUCCUCAUAUGUUAACCCAUUCAUUCACAGGAUCAUUCUUAUGAAUCUCCUCUGGAUCCUCUCCAACGCCAGUACAUCCUUUCUUGGAGAAGGGGCCCAAAAGUGGAUGGAAUUCAAAAUAGUUGUUCAGAAAUCUUUAGACAAAUGCCUUUGUAAAGGUAUAGAAUUGAUGAAUGUUGUGGUGUUUGACUUGUGCAAAUUCAACCACAUUAACUUGAUGGAAAUUGAACUUCUCCAAGCCAGUAACUUUUACUGACAUGUGGGCUAAAAUACAAAAUGUCACUGAUAAUAACUGCAAGGCCACUUUGAACUUGCCAAAGUCCCAGUGCCAAACACUGCUCAUAGAAAGCAUAACCUCACUGCAAAUGUAUAAGAUGAUAAGAGGCAAAGAUUGAGUGGACAAUCAGUGCCUUUCUUUCCUAGGCAGCAAAUCACUGAAAUGAGUGGACAUAUAUUUAUGGUGAUCAGAGAAAUGAGUGGGGGAUGUCAAACGUAGUUGUUUUUAGAGGGCGGUAACUGCAUGGAACACACUGCAAGGGGCGAUAGUAGAGGUAUAUACAUUAGGGCAUUUAGAUAAUCACCUCUUAGAUAAGCAUGUGGAUUAAAGGAAAAUGGAGGGUUAUGUGGGAGGGAAAGGUGAGAUUGCUCUUGGGGUUAGCACAUCAUUCCACCACGGCUGAUUUACUAUCCGCUCAUCCCCAUUCGCCUGCCUUCUCCCCAUAGCCUUUGACACCCCAACUAAUCAAGAAUCUAUCAACCUCCGCUUUAAAUAUACCCAAUGACUCGACCUCCAUAGCCAUCGUGGCAACGAAUUCCACAGGUUCACCACCCUCUUGUGGCCAAAGGACCUGUACUGUCCACUGCUGUGCUGUGUUCUAACACAACAGAACUAAAACUUCAAUGACAAAAUUUCUUCUUUUAUAAUGCAAAUAAAAGCAAUUGGGAAGAGUUUUUAAGAAGCUAAUUUUGUACUUCCUUAAUAUGUUGAAAGUGAGCUGAUAAAAAUGUUAAUAUAUCCCUCACUUCUUACUGGAAUCAAUUAUCUACACUACAGAAUGUAAAUUGUUUAUAUUUCAUAGUUUGGACAAGCCGCAGAUAUUGUCUGAAUAAACAUUUCUAUCUAUUUUAUGUGGCUUUCUUGAUACAAACAUUUCUGACUCAUAUGAAGAACCUUGAAGGAAUGUAAUGUUGAAUGUCCACACUGGAUCAGUUUGCAAAUUUACUCCAUAGUGUCACAACUUUGGCUGUGGCCAUUGAAAUAACUUUAGAAGGAAGGCUCUGGGCACAAGUAAAGCAUUUUUUUUGCAUAGAUGAGUUUGGUGUUGGAAGCUGUCCCAAUAAUAAAUACCAGGUCAUCCACCUAAUUCACUGAAUUAGUUCCGUGGGAUCAGAGGGGUUGGGGAGGAACACACACACAAACCACUGGAGGAACUCAGGAGGUCAGACAGCAUCUAUGGAAAUAAAUAAAGAGUCAACGUUUGGCGAAAGGUUACAGCCCAAAGCAUCAACUCUUUAUUCUUCUCCUUAGAUGCUGCCUGACCUGCUGAGUUCCUUCAGGAUUUUGUGAGCGUUACUCUGGAUCUCUUCUGUGUUUAUGGGUUGAGGAUUGUUAAAGUUCCAGAGUUGUAAUAUUUCUUUCCUCGUAAACCUGGAUUCGCUUGUGGUGCCGAAUCCCCAGCUCAAGGACAAAUACUCAGUGUGAGGAUGGAAAUUAAGUGCAUAAUGCAAGGUUAAAUACACAUUGCAAAGUUUUCAAGAUUCAGGAUUGUUUAAUGUCAUUUCCAGUAUACAGGUGUAAAAGAGAAAGAAAUAAUUGUUACCCUGGAUCUGAUGCAGCACAAUAAGAUCAAGAACAUAAUAAUUAAAAAAACUGUAAAUAGAAAGCAACACGCACAAAAUGCUGGAGGAACUCAGCAGGUCAGGCAGCAUCCAUGGAAAAGAGUAAACAGUAAACGUUUCAGGCCGAGACCCUUCACCGGGACUGGAGAGGAAGGGGGAAGACACCAGAAUAAAAUGAUGGGGGGGAGAGGGGAGGAAGGUAGCUAGAAGAUGGUAGGUGAAGCCAGGUGGGUGGGAAAGGUAAAGGGCUGGAGAAGAAAGAAUCUGAUAGGAGAGGAGAGUGGAUCGUAGGAGAAGGGGAAGGAGGAGGGGACUCGGGGGAGAUGAUAGGCUGCUGAGAAGAGGUAAGAGGCCAGAAAGGGCAAUCAAAGAGGGGAGGGGAAGGGAAUUUUUUUUUUACCAGAAGGUGAAAUCAAUAUUCAUGUCAUCAGGUUGGAGGCUACCCAGAUGGAAUAUAAGGUGUUGCUCCUCCAGCCUGGGGGUGGUUUCAUCUUGGUACAUAUACAUAAGAUAGCUUAUAUGCAUAGAUCAUAGAUUGAUAAAGUGACACCAGGUAUAGUAGUGUCUGUACAUGGGUGACUAACAGGAAAUGAUGAAGCAGUGGUGGUUGGGGGAGUGAAGGUGUGGGUUAGCGGGUGGAGGUGUUGAUCAGCCUUACUGCUUGGGGAAGGUAACUCUUUGUGAGUCUGGUGGUCCUGGCCUGGAUGCCAAGUAGCCUCCUCCCUGGUGUGAGUGGACAAACAGUCCAUGAGCAGGGUGUGUGGGAUCCUUCAUGAUAUUAUUGACCCUUUCCUGGCACCCUUCUGUAUAAACGUCCAUGAUGGUGGGUUUACAAGCGCAUUUGUCUCGAAGUAAUUCCAUAUUUCCUCUUUCCCUUGAAA